This is a messenger RNA of Danaus chrysippus (African queen), 906 nucleotides long. Lineage: Eukaryota; Metazoa; Arthropoda; Insecta; Lepidoptera; Nymphalidae. The record is from the annotation of a GenBank genome assembly.
AUGCUAGUGUUAAGAUACUGGCCUUUCGGUAUCGUUAUGUGUAAAGUUGUGAAUUAUUCUCAAGCAGUAUCAGUGUUUGUGAGUGCUUAUACAUUAUUAGCUAUAUCUAUAGAUCGAUAUAUGGCAAUUAUGAGACCGCUGCGGCCAAGGAUGGGGAAAACGGCGGCCAAGUUUGUAGUAGCCACUGUUUGGGGCGGCGCCCUGUCUACAGCUGCUCCAAUAUUUGUUGUAUCAAAGAUACAGAGACCAACUGAAUGGCAUAAAUUCUGCAAAGCAGACAUAUGUUUAGAGCAGUGGGAUCGACCUGGUCAGAGCGAGCAGUAUUCUUGUGCUUUAAUGGCUCUUCAGUUUGGGUUGCCCCUUUUGGCUCUGGUAUGCACAUAUGCUCGAAUAGCACAUGUAGUUUGGGGAGGUCGACCGCCCGGUGAAGCGCAAACAGCGAGGGACAUACGAAUUCAACAUUCGAAAAGAAAGAUACUGUGGACCAUUCAUGAAAGCGACGAGAGCUGGGCCACUUGGCCGGGAAUGCCGUAUGUGUGGUUCCUGAGCCAUUGGCUGGCUAUGUCACAUUGCUGUUACAACCCUAUUAUAUACUGCUAUAUGAACACCAGAUAUAGAAGAGGAUUUAAACAGAUACUAAAUAGCAUUUUGCCAUCGAGACUUGAUCAACCAUUGAGGUCUAGACAUCGGUCCAGUAUGUGUGAAGGAAUGCCCAUGUCAGAAUUAGUAGGUAUGAAUGGGGUAACACGUCGGACGAGCAGUAGUUUGACAAGAUUGCAACGAGCUCCAACCUGCACAUCCAUGACUUCAGUCCGUCGUGGUAAUUCCGCAUCUAUUUCAUCUGCACGUCUAUAUACAGCCGCACCUCCUGUCCGAGCACUUUCAGUGAGAACUCAAUUCCAUUAA